Molecule: messenger RNA, 3009 nt
Organism: Eremothecium cymbalariae DBVPG#7215
Lineage: Eukaryota; Fungi; Ascomycota; Saccharomycetes; Saccharomycetales; Saccharomycetaceae
Gene: RIC1
Product: Ric1p
Exons: 1
Coding region: 1-3009 (1002 amino acids)
Biological process (GO): retrograde transport, endosome to Golgi; intracellular protein transport
Cellular component (GO): cytosol; Golgi membrane; Ric1-Rgp1 guanyl-nucleotide exchange factor complex
Source: RefSeq, a predicted model, not a curated record
AUGAAGAUAUGGCCAUUCGAAUCUUACCAAUGCUUUCAAAUACCCAAGGAUUUGCCCACUCCGGAUUGUUCUUCAGAAUCAAGGAAUGAAGAGGAAGCUGUUUUACAACUAAAAAUAUUACCACAAUCGAAUCUACUUGUCGUGUUAACGAAGACCAAGGUGUUGUUGUAUAACUUGAAGCCAUUUUGUUUAAUUGGGUAUCAUGAAAGGGCGAAAGAGUCAAUUGGAAACUUUGGUACUAACAGGUUUGCAGUCACGAACCUCGGUUAUGGCGAGAGAAUAAAUGGCAUAAAUACUGACUCCAGUGACACAGGAUCUAACUUAUACAAGGGUUAUAUCUGUUUUUAUGUGAUUACCAGUGAUAAUUAUAUGUUGGUAUACCAGGUGUUGACUAGUAAGAAUGCUUAUACUACAUCUAAGGAAUGCGGGAUUCCUGUUUUUGAUUCCCAAAGGAGAUACAUUGAAGUGGAACAGGAAUUGGUUUCUGAAUAUGACAACGAUGCAGAGCUUUUGAUAGUUUCUGAUAGAAAUGAUUCUAGUAAAAUAAUCCAAAAUGGGUAUGCAAUUGACAAGCAGAAGAGAAUUUUACAAUUUUUAAUGAACUCUGAGGAUAUACCUGAUGAAUUACCUGUAAAAAAGUCAGAAUUACGCUUAAAGAUUGUUUUAAAGUUUGAUCAUAAAAUUAAAGACGUGUUGGGGGUUUUAUCUGGAAAUGUAGAUGAUAAUGAUGAUCAGGAACGUUUGAUUGUACUUUUCAACCAUAGUUUGCAACUAUUAAGACUUUCGGAUUUCAAAUUAAAAAGUAACACACCGAUUGAGAUAGCAGAAGGCAUUGAUAUUUCAGUAGUGGAUUCUAGUUUGUAUGUGACAACGCAAGAUUCUGAUUUGAAUGUGUCAAUUCAUGAAGUGAAUUUUGAACAAGAGAGUUUAAAAACAAAGAAUCUGGAACUAAGUCUGCUAAAUUCCAAAUUAUUAUUUACUGCUCCCGCUGAAGAUACGAUUUUAUUAAUCUAUGAAAAUGACCUAAUAUAUUACAAUUUCUCUACAGAAAAGGUAAGUAAGCAUAUGAAGGUCCAGGCAAAAAUUAAAAUGUUUAAGCAAAUCUGCGCAGAUACAUUUAUUAUCCUAAUGGAUGACAGUAACAUUAAUAUUGUUACUUUUUGGGGCAAUGUGUUAUUCGCCUCAAAUUUUCGUAACUCUAAAGAUUUAAGCUACAAAUUUACGGAUAUUGCGUACAUUGAUAAGACUCUUAUUAUUAGCACUGAUGAUGGGCAGUUGUUACACUGGCCAAUGUGGGAAGAGAUGGAUACUUCGGCGAAUAAUGGCAGGAAUAGUGCCCCAUUUAUACUUCAGAAUCGAAAUAAUGAUGUAAUGUUGUACUCUCCAAUGGUGGGAAACAUAAUGGAAUAUAAUCCCUUUCAAUUGAUCAAGCUUCCAACGAAGACGGUUAAUAAUUAUAUCUCUUUAGUGAGAAUCAAUAGCCCCCAAACUAUGUUGGCUAUGCAUGUUGCAAAUAAAAACAUAUUGCUGAUUAAUAUUUUACACACUGGUCAAUGGUUAACAUUCCCAAAUAUCACGAUCUUGGAUUGUCAAUGGAUUGGCAGCCAUUAUUUGUUGUGCCAUAUUUUUGCUAGUGAAGGUGAAGAGUUACUUCAAUGUUUUCACUUUCCUUUACAAGUCCACAAUUCAAAUAAUUUAGAAGAAUAUUCUAUUUGGGAUUGGCAAAUUCCAGAGGAUUAUAGAAUUGGUCCUAUUUUUGCCAAUACGCUCACUUCCUAUAAGAUGGUAAAAAUCAAGGGUAAGCGGGAUGAUAUGGCUACUGAUACGAUGUUCAAAACUGCGGAAGUAAUUAUUGUUGAUAAAAACAAUAAAUUUGUUGUUUUUGAGGUUAUUUCCACAGUGCAUUCAACUGUAAUGAAUAUCAUUCGGCGAUUCCAUCUUUACAAGAAAUAUUUGCUUCCAGAGAACUCUCUCAAAUAUUUGAAGUGGGUGGUUUCACUUAAAGGAGGAUUUUUAGCACUAAUAAACCAUUCUAUUGUUAAAAUUGAGGAACAAGAAACUGAUUACUGUAAAAUAACACCAGUUCUAGAAAAGGUAGAAAAGAUAUUAGACUACUCGAGUGAUAAUAUUUCCCUAGUAGUGGAAAACCAGUUUAUGGUAUUCCAUCCCUCUGAGCUGUGGGACAAUGAACAACCUUUUGUGACUCUUCCCAUUUCAGAAGAUGAAUACCCAAUGACUGUAACAACCGAAACAACCACUAUGCAUAACUUACAUUGCUACUUCCGUCCGCACGUUACCAAGCUUGUUGCCAGCCAUUAUAUAUAUCUGGAUCAAAUCGUAGCAAGGCUCUGUGAUGACGGCGUACCAGCGGAAGAUAUUAACACUAAGUAUAGUAGUAUCAGACACUACAAAUUUGCGUUGGAAAAAGUUCUAUCUAAAAAGGUAUUGGACAAUGAACCUUUGGAUGGUAUACUGGAGCUGAUAGAUGUAUAUGAUUUAGAAGGUCACCACCAUAAAAAUGUUGCAAAACUAGAGAUUGUGAGCAACUGCCUAAGGAAAGUAGAAACCAAACAUUGGAACUACCUGUUCCAAAAUUUGAAUCUCACACCCAGAGAUUUAUUAAAAGAAUGCACUGAAAAUGGAGAAGCAAAGAUCCUGGGUGUAUUGUUAAUAGUAUUCCUAAACUAUGACGACAGCGAUCAAUUGUUUUCAAGCAAUCUCACUGGCCCUAAAACCACUGCCAAAAAGCAGAAGAAACCUAAAAGCGAUAAUAAGCAUACUACUAAGAGUAGUAAUAACAAGUCAUCGUCCACAAGUCCUGAUGCACUGCAGCACGAAGAAUUGAUCAAAAGAGUUCUAAAAAUGCUCGUAGCAAGCGCCAGCUCCAGCUCUAAACCCCAAGAAGCCCAAGAAUACUGGGAAUUAGCCCUGCAAAUAGUAAGAUUUGUCAAGGCUUUCGAUAAGCAGAAUAGUACAAAGCUAUUAUCGAUGUGCCUCGACCAACUAUAA